AUGAAGUUUGGGAGGUUUGCUGAUGAUGAAGCAUUAGAUUUCGAUCAUAAAACAGUGAUUGUGUUGGACCAUUCGCCAGGUUUUGCGCGACUUGCUGGUCAUGAGAUGAGCAUGUCGUUAAAAGAUCCAUCUACCGGUCAAAUGCGUGUUGCUUGCAGUGUACAAAAAAGUUUAUGGUCUUAUGCAGUGGAAUCCUCGCUUGAGUUACAUCGUAUUGUGGAUGAAAUAUAUCCAGAUGGUUCUCGUCUUAUGCGUUUUGUUAUCUCAGAUUUUGUUGGCCGUUUUUUGAAUGCUGAAUGGAGCAACAACCUUAUUGAUUGUGAUCAAGUAAUCUUCCUUUUCUAUUAUGUGUUGUUGCAUAGUGUAACGGGCAUGCACUUGAGUUGUUUAUUGAAAUUGUUUUCGAAAUGCGGUAUGCCUAACUCGAAAGCUGAUGUUACAUCUUGCUCAAUUAUUAAUGGGAUUUCAAUGGCUGUGGAAGCUCUUUCUGAACUAACCGAGUUACAAAAGCGAAAUGGCUCAUUGCGACACGGUGGCGAUGGCUUGCUGCGCAGUGAUCUUUUCUCAGCUGCUAUAUCCAACAUGAAGUAUGAAGUCUUAUCCGAGAAAGAAAGGAUCCUUAGUGCGUCUCACGCGAAGAUUUGUAAGAAACAUAUGAUCCGGCAUGAUGCAAAUAGUUUGAAGAGGAAAAAGGCGCAAGAUGAUGUUGUGAAAGGAAAGCUUUUGUAUUACGCAAAGUCAGUAAAAAAUUUGUCAUUGGAUGACGAAAAAAAAGCGUCGCAUAAUAAAGGGUCUAUAAUAAUAUUCUCCUCAUUUGAUAAUUUUACAUGUUUAAUUCGCAACAUUUACAGCGAAAAGGAUGUGUCAGUGAUUGAGAAGCAGGUUUAUGACGAAAUUGUUAAUCGGAAUAAAGUUGUCAGCGUUCUUGAUAUAGAAGGAGAGGACAGGAAUUUUGCUCCAAUUACACACGUCAACCUGUAUAUAAUCAACUUGCAGAAAGCGGGCGGCACUGUUGAGGGGAAGGGAGUAGUUGCGAAGGGGUUAACUCAGAUCAAUGAAUAUCUUUCGAGCUGUGUGAUUUGCACAGAGGCUGAUGCUUCUCUUCCGUUGAUCAUUCGUGGCAUCGCUGUUAAUCACUACGGUUUAGCAUCUACAACAGUAACUGGGAUACCUAUGAAAGAAGAAGCCCAGCAGGGGCAGUCAGUUAAUUAUGACGUUGAAAUCUUGCACCUUCGACGCGCUCAUCAAGUUUUGGACGAAUGCGGUCUAAUUGGAUCUGAGUCUAAGUUGCGGUCUCAUCUGUCUCCUGGUGGAUACGAUACUAUCAAACUUGCCUGGUGCACUUCUUCGUUGAAAAGCCAGUGCGUGCAGUAUUCCCGAUGUGUAACGGCCUCAACUAUUUCUCCUGCUAAUGUUAACAGUCGUCCGUCCAUUUGUUUAACGUCAUUUUUGCUUGGCCAUCGAAAUGUGAUGCUUGAGGUCCCAAAACAAGCUCUCGAAGACCCUUCAGUUUUUUGCUCGAAUGGUAAUUCGAAAGUGCUCAGUCAUUUGUUAAUGUGCCACGCUGGUCGAAUUUACAUCCAUACGCUUUGGCUUGGAAGCCAUCCCAUUCUUGAUGACCAGACAAUGUUCGAGGUGUCGAUACUGCCAAAAGUUGAUUCUCAGCAGUUGCGGUGUUCCGACUUUGUUAACUUUGCCAGAGAUUGUCAGUUGAAAUAUGAAACCGUCUCUAACGAACCGAAGCCUUCUACCUCAAAAGGUGAAGUUUUCAAUGAACAGGCAAGAAGGCGUUUGAAACGAUAUACUCGGUACUUCCCGGUUAUGCUUGCUGAUGCUUUCAUUUACAAUAUACCGUCUAGGUUUGAACCUUUGUUGUCCUUGGUAAGGAAAGAUGAACUGUCUGCAAGCGAUUUGAGUAAGUGCAAAGAGUGCAUAUGUGCUUUAGUCGCUUUUCGAGAUUCUAAGGAACCUUUAACAAUGAAGACAUUCGAGUGUAAGAAGUUGAAAAAAUUACAGAACAGGUACAGUUUCAGUCUUCAUUUCGAUCUAUAUGUACUGAAUAGCAAAGGGGCCUGUAUUGAGGUGCUUGUCAGAUUCUCAGUCAUUGUUAAGAAAUGCGUCGAUAUUUGCAUCCGAACAUAUUUUUUUAGAGAGGAUCAGUUGAAAGUUGCUAUGCGCGAGGUUUUGCUUCAUCUUCGGAACUACGUGAACAAUUCGGGGAAACAUUUAGAAGUCUACAACAUGUUUAUACAGGUCGUUUCCUUCUCUGAUUGCUUUGUGGAAUUUAUCUGUGCGCCAUCGACCUCGUUUGAAAGCGCAUCGAAGCUUCAAUCCGCAAGUGAUACUUGUGUGAAAAGUUCUAGCGAGCCACCUUCGCGUAGCCCCUCUGCUGAUAGCAUGCGUUCGCAGAGCAGGAGUAAUUCGCCGUUAUCUAAAAGGCCUCGAAAAGAAAGGAAAUGGCCAGUAGAUGAAGUUAAAGCAAGGGACUAUUUUUACGAUGAAUUACAAAAGAAACGUUGGUCUCGGUGGAUUGAUUGUGUUGGACGCACUAAAAAUAUGCCACUCUAUGCUAAUCCGGAAUUCGGUGAUGAGGUAAAAGGCGCAGAUAUAAAAGGAUCUUGA
Enterobius vermicularis (human pinworm) is the source of this 2622-nucleotide messenger RNA. The record is from the annotation of a GenBank genome assembly. NCBI's taxonomy places the organism in Eukaryota, Metazoa, Nematoda, Chromadorea, Rhabditida, Oxyuridae.